UUCAAUCUCUUUAACCAAAUCAUAUCACUCUCUCUCUCUCUCUCUCUCUCUGAACAGAUGACAGAAUCAGAGAUGACGAGGAAUGGGAAUGAGACCCACAGGCUUCUAAGAGGAGGAAAGUUUCCUUACUUGAGCACCCUCUCAUCUCGCGAAAUGGAAUCUCUCAACGCCAUCUGUGACGCCUUUUUGCCAUCUAUCGAUAUCUCCGGCAUCGGAAAGGACAACCGGCUAAAGACCUUUUAUGGAACUUCUGCGUCCAUGGCUGGUACUCCUGAAUUGUUGGGAGGGUUUAUGUCAGGACGAUUACAGCAUCCUGCAAUUGGUCUGCUUCGUGUAGCACUAUGGUUCUUGUCGACAUGGUAUGGAACAUUUGUGAUAUGUGGAUUGGCCAGCUUCUCCACCAAAUUCCCAUAUAUCCACAGCUUCCCUCAAUUGACGCAGGAGAGACAAGAAGAGAUACUUUUGUCAUGGUCUUUCAGUUCAUCUUUCCUCCACCGCAUGUUCUUCAAGUGUCUCAAAUAUCUCACUCUACGCCUUUUCUUCAGUCAGGUUGAUGAGAAUAACCAUAACGUAUCAUGGGAAGCUAUAGGCUACUGCGGACCAGACCCAGAUUUCAUCAACCACAAGUUAGAAGAAGCAUGCAAAAGACAGCAAGAGGAAGGACGACAAAUAGAAAAAGAGGAAGAAGAAGCAGAGCGUUUUGGACCCCUUUACAGAGCCCUCCUUGACAUGGAAAAACCAAACGCAGUUAUCAUCCAAACUCUCCAGAAAGCUGGAUUCCCCGUCUCCAUUCAUCACCCAAGAAACAUUCCAUCUUCUUCCUCCUCCUCUCCUUGCCUCUCCAUCAGCUGUGAUGCCGUUGUUGUGGGUUCGGGUUCAGGUGGCAGCGUAAUUGCUGGAGUUCUCGCCAAAGCUGGCUACAAAGUCGUGGUGUUGGAGAAGGGGAAUUACUUCGCCAGACAUAGCCUCUCUCUUCUGGAAGGCCCAUCCACAGAUCAUAUGUAUGAAGGAGGUGGAUUGAUUGCCACAGACGAUGUCGGUGCCCUCUUCCUUGCAGGUUCAACCGUCGGUGGUGGCUCCGCUAUAAAUUGGUCCGCUUCAAUCCCGACUCCUGCUCAUGUGACCGAAGAGUGGUCCAACAAGUAUGGCCUGGAAAUGUUCAGUAGCAAGGCCUAUAAACAGGCAUUGGAUGUAGUCUGCGAGCGAAUGGGCGUUCAAUCAGAAAUCAAUCAAGAAGGCCUCAACAAUGCAGUUUUAAGAAGAGGGUGCCUGGAAUUGGGGUAUCCUGUUAAUAACAUUCCCCGCAAUUCCCCCGCCGAUCAUUACUGUGGCUGGUGUCAUUUGGGUUGCAAGGACGGAAAGAAGAAGGGCACCCAAGAGACAUGGCUUGUCGAUUCUGUGGCUUCCGGUAAUGCCGUAAUUCUCCCCGGAUGCACGGCCUUGAAGGUCUUACAGGAGACGGACAAGGGAAGAAAUGUAGCAACUGGGGUUGUUUUCGAGUACAAAAAUGGGAAAGGAUCCAAGGAUGUUUAUGUUGUGGAGUCCAAGGUCACCAUUGUCGCCUGCGGUGCAUUAACAACACCAGUUUUACUAAAGAGAAGUGGGUUGAGGAACCCCAACAUUGGAAAACACCUCCACAUCCAUCCAACUGCAAUGGCAUGGGGCUACUUCCCUGUGAAGCCCUAUGGAUGGCCAGAAGAAGAGAAGAAGAGCUAUGAGGGUGGCAUAAUGACAGCAAUGUCAACCGUCGUCGCGAAUUUUGAUACGUCCGGCUAUGGUGCGGUUAUACAGACACCAUCGUUGCACCCUGGCAUGUUUUCUGUGGUUAUGCCAUGGAUGUCGGGCUUUGAUAUCAAAGAAAGGAUGAGCAAGUUCUCACGGACUGCUCAUCUGUUUGCAUUGGCAAGGGAUAAAGGCGAGGGCAAUGUGAAUUACCCGAAAUCAUUGAAAUAUCGAUUGGAUGCAGUGGAUGAAGAGAAUUUGAACAGGGGAUUGGAGAAGGCCUUGAGGAUAUUGGCAGCUGCAGGGGCUGAAGAGAUCGGGACGCAUCAUUGCAAAGGGUACCGGUUGAAUGUGAAACGUGCAAGCUCUGAAGAAUUCGAGAUGUUUGUAAAGGAGGCCAGUAGUAGAUCAUUGAGGGAUCUAUCGACACCGAUAAACUCAGCUCAUCAGAUGGGGAGCUGUAGGAUGGGGAUCAAUCCAAAGCAAUCAGCUGUAAAUCAGAGAGGGGAGACAUGGGAAGUUGAGGGGCUUUUUGUUGGGGAUACAAGUGUGUUUCCAACUGCUCUCGGAGUGAAUCCAAUGGUAACUGUUCAGGCCAUCUCUUACUGCACUGCCCAUUCAAUUAUCGAAUUCCUCCUCAAUGGAAGAAAAUCUCCAAAGAAACUGUAACUAAUGUUGGCCAUUAGUUAUUGUGAGUGUGUUUCCAGAUUCCAGUUAGUUCAGAGAGAAUAAUCUCAAUUAUAAACAAACAGAUGUAUGAAUGGGUUGAAAUGCAGAAGAGGAUGAUGGAUUUGGUUGUGUUGGAUCUAUGGUCAGAUACCUCACCUGCUCUUGGAUUCUGCUUAUCUAUACUACUAUUUUCAGCGAGUUAGGAGGUUGAAACAAUACAUUCAUUUCUACAAGUUUUUGUGUAUGUGUUGGAAGCGAUGAAACAGGAAA
Messenger RNA from Magnolia sinica, 2661 nucleotides. RefSeq names its product long-chain-alcohol oxidase FAO4A-like. Bases 58 to 2391 code for a protein of 777 amino acids. Gene Ontology annotation, molecular function: flavin adenine dinucleotide binding; long-chain-alcohol oxidase activity. The transcript has 3 exons. The record is from RefSeq and is a predicted model, not a curated record. Lineage: Eukaryota; Viridiplantae; Streptophyta; Magnoliopsida; Magnoliales; Magnoliaceae.